Molecule: messenger RNA, 492 nt
Organism: Zymoseptoria tritici IPO323
Lineage: Eukaryota; Fungi; Ascomycota; Dothideomycetes; Mycosphaerellales; Mycosphaerellaceae
Exons: 1
Coding region: 267-467 (66 amino acids)
Source: RefSeq, a predicted model, not a curated record
AACCGGCGCAGGGCCUCUGGAUGUCUCUGAGACUCCGCGUGUCGACUGUGAUUCAGUCGAGGACGGCAACAGCCUGCGAGCAUGCUCGAGGAAGUAUGUAGCAAAAGGAGCCCACGAAUCAGGCUGAGCAGAAUAUCAAGCCGGAUACCCACGUCUGGUCGGUCUUUCAAAGUAACUUGCCUUUGCCAGGCAUCGAGCAAGAUAUCCCUUGACUGUCGCAGUCUAGACUGAGUUCCACGGCGAAUGCCGUCAAACCCCAUCUGGUCAUGGCCAACCCUGUUGAUGAUCGGGAGCGAGAACCCGGCACAGCCCACGCUGCUCGACUCCAGGAGCUUGGACAUGUUCCGAACAGCUCAUCAGAUGGUUUCCUCGAAACCAUUGCCAGCGUGAGCAUGUUCAUACAGGACACCGCUGUCGAAUGUCUGGUCCUGUGUGAUUUCUGGUUGCCGCAGACUCCUGUCCGUUGACAAGAUGUUCCUUUACCAUCGGGCU